Molecule: messenger RNA, 645 nt
Organism: Suillus bovinus
Lineage: Eukaryota; Fungi; Basidiomycota; Agaricomycetes; Boletales; Suillaceae
Exons: 3
Source: RefSeq, a predicted model, not a curated record
AUGGCAGAUUCUGCGCUACUGGUGGAUGGACUAGAUGAGAGCGAUACUGUGAAAGAGCAACAAUGCGUCCGAGCUGCGGGCAAAAGGAAAGUACAUGAGGAUUCCGACUCUGAAGACAACCCGCCCCAGCUAAAAUGUCCUCAUCCCACAAACAUGUCAUCUCAUAUUUCCUUAGUAGCACCAGUCGUGUACAGGACUGCCAAUGAUCUCACCCCUGCAUUUCUAAAGGAUGCUAAGUUUCAUAUUAGCAAGCCCAACUUCAUUUGGUGGUUUAUCACCAUAUGCUCUUAUCAAGUAAGCGCGUGUGCAAGGAAGAUGGUAGCUUGUGGGUACCUGCCUAUUGCAGAGGGCACCCAGAGCAACUUUAAAUUCAUUGCUUGCUGCAAUGAACGUGGUGGGAUAUGUAGCUGGUUCCAAGACCUCUUAGAGGCAUACAUACACAAGGCAUACCAGUUAGAUGUUGGAGAGGCACGCGUGUUGGCAUCAUUAAAGGAAAAUGAUCCGCAAGAACCUACUGUUCGCUGCUUUGAUGAUGAGUCACAAGAGCGUGUGAAGGACCUUAAGACAAUCAUCUCCUGGGAACACCCAUGCAGGAGGAAGAGGGGUAGCAGGGUUGGCCUUGCACAACACAACCUCCCACAGAAG